UAUAUAUAUAUAUAUAGAGGAAAAUGGCCGAUUGCUCAUUUGCCCGAUGCCAGCAGGAGCGCCGGCUCAUCAAGCGCGAGCUAAUGAAGUGGUCCAAGGAUAUGCUGCACAUUGUGGGCUUAGAACGCGUCGCUGAAGAAUUCAUGGGUCGCAGGAAAUGGAAACAUUAUCAAGAGCAAUUGACGCGCAACCAAUUGAAUAUCGCAGAGCAACAGCCCAUAUCAAUAAUAACGAGCGAAGAAACAGAAGACAACAGCGAGUACAAGGAGAGCCACUGCAAGCCACUGAGCCAACGCUUAGAGCAGUCCAACGGCCGGCCAAUCAGCAACUGCAACAGCAACAGCAACACCAACAACGGCUUGUUGCAAUUUGAAGGCGAUUUUGACAAGAACCACAAUACAUCACACGAGGAACGCGACUCAAGUGCAACAUCACGUAGCUCCGUCUCACCAACUCCACCGCCAGAACCCAACGAUUGGACACCGUCUGAUAAGUGCAAUUUCUGUGUUAACGGUCGCUUGCUAACGGUUAACGCCAAAGGCGAAUUGGUGGCCGAAACAACGGCCAGCAGCAGCAGCAACUACAACAACAACAACAACAGUACAGCUGUGCAUCAGCACGACAGCGACAGCAACUCGAGCGCAUCGCUGCACAAUAGCAGCACAAAUAGCAAGUGUAGAGCACGCAACAACAACAACAACAACAACAUAGCCACAACGUCAUCGCCCACAAGUUCCAUAGAACUAUACAAGCUGCUCACCCAGCAAACAGCCAAGAUGACAUCAAUGGAAUCAAUGGCCGCCAAGCUGGCCCAAUUCACCAUGAUGGCCGAUAUCAAUUUGAUGAACACGCUGGCCAGUCAACAACAUGCCAACUCCGUAACACCAACUACCUCGGAAGUAGCUGCCGCUGCCGCUGCCGUACCAAGUCCCACACUCAAGGAUGCAAUACAUAGUCCACACAAUGCCGAUGCGCCGCUGGACCUAAGCAGCAAGCCCUCGCCAAACUCAUCGAUCAGCGGUGAUAUCAAGACAGCCAGAGCUCUGUCGGAGUGUGGCACGCCUCUUGGCGCCGCCGGGCGGCAAGCGUACAGCAACGAGGAUCUGAAUAGCGCGCUGCAGGAUGUGCUGGCCAACAAGCUGGGCACACGCAAGGCGCCCAGUCAGUAUCAUGUGCAGCGCACGACGCUGCGCAACAAACUGUGCAAAAUGUCACUCGAUGGCAAACGCGCGACGCCCGAUCUACAGCAACAGCAGCAGCAGCAACAGCAACAUCAGCAACUGUUGCAGCACGAGCUGGAGCUGGACGAGCAGGAGGAGUCCGGCGACGAGGCUGGCGAUGGCGACAGCAAUGCGUCUGGCUAUCAGGAGCUGGCGCAGCGCAUGGCCGUCAACGAGCAUCUCCGCAAGCUGGGCGACAUGUCCGAACACAAUGGCAGCGACCUGGGCGACGAGCACGAAUCGGUCAUGUCACCGAAGCAGACGCAUUCGCAGGGCGCCGGCACGCCCACUGGUCAUAUGCCGGGCGCUGCAGCUGGCGGCAAUGUGGGCGCCGGCGCUGCGGGCGGCCUGCCCGUCACCAUAGACACGAGCGUCCUGCUGCAUACGUUGAUGCUGGCAGCGGGCAUUGGGGUGAUGCCCAAGCUGGAUGAGACGCAGACGUUGGGCGAUCUGUUCAAGACGCUGCUGAUGGCUAGCAGUGGCGGCAUGCUGGGCCAGGAGAGCAAUGGCAGUGCCACACUCCUGCAGCAGCAGCAGCAGCAGCACCAGCAGCAGCAGCAACAGCAGCAACUCAAUGCAGUUGCUGCCUUUCGUCGUCAUCUACCAAAGUCUGAAACGCCGGAGACUAGCUCCUCGCUGGAUGCCAAUGAGGCGUGCGAGGAUCCUAUACUGAAGAUUCCGUCCUUCAAGGUCAGUGGCGCAACCAGCGUCUCGCCCACCAACAGCAACAAUAUCAACCCCAACACCAACAACAACAACAACAACAACAAUAGCAGCAGCAACAGCAGCAACAACAACAACUCAAACAGCAAUCGCAAUGGCGAUCACAGUCCACACUCCGCCUCGCCAAUGCUGGCAGCAGCUGUUGCCGUUGCAGCCGCCAGCAACAGCUAUCGCAACAGCAACAGCAGCAGCAGCAGCAACAAUCUAUUGUCGCCAACAGCAACAUCCAUACAAAAGAUGAUGGCCAACACCAUACAGCGCAAGAUCAACGAGCAGAGCAACCAGGACAGUCUCUUGGGCCUGGACAAGCGCAACAAUGGCAACACCAGCGGCAGCGAAUGCAGCAGCAGCGGCGGCGGCGGCGGCGGAGGUGGCGGUGGCAGCGGCAACACCAGCAGAAAGCCCAGCAUAUCGGUGGCCAAAAUAAUUGGCGGCACGGAUACCUCGCGCUUUGGCGCCUCGCCCAAUCUGCUGGCCCAGCAGCACCACAGCCAUCUGAGCGCACAUCAUCAUGCACAUGCGCACACGCAUCCGCAUGCGCACCAUCAGCAGCAGCAGCAGCAGCAGCUGAGCGCACAGGAUGCUGCGGCGCUGGCUGCUGGCAAGGGCACACGACCGAAGCGCGGUAAGUACCGCAACUAUGACAGAGACAGCCUGGUCGAGGCCGUCAAGGCCGUGCAGCGCGGCGAGAUGUCGGUGCAUCGUGCCGGCAGCUAUUACGGCGUGCCGCACUCAACGCUGGAGUACAAGGUGAAGGAGCGACAUUUGAUGCGGCCGCGCAAACGUGAGCCAAAGCCGCAGCCGGAUCUGGUGGGGCUGACGGGGGCUGCGAAUAAGGUGAAUGCCAAUCUGGUUGGGCUCAAUCAUCUGGACAAGCUGAAGGCGGGCAGCAACAGCAGCAGCAACAGCAACAGCAACAACAACAGCAGCAAUGUCGGCUCCAAGCUGAGCAACGCUUUGAAGAACAACAGCAGCGCCGCGAGUGCCGCCGCCGCUGGCACGCCCAAUGGCUUGAAGCUGCCCAUAUUCGAUGGUGGCCCACAGUUGCCCUUCCAGCCGGCGAUGUUCUGGGCCCAGCCGAACACCGGCGGCAACUAUGGCCUCGACUUAAAUCGCAAUAACGAAUUUCUGAACAACCAUCUGGCCGAGGUGAUACGCGGCAGCCCGCUGGGCGUUGCGGCCAACCUGAACCAUGGCCACGUGCCCAGCGUGCAUAUGAAGAGCGCCCUCGAGUAUGCCGAGAAUAUGUACGACGGCAUCAUACGAAAGACUCUCAAGCAGAAUGACAGCGAUGCCCUCAUCAACAGCGGCAACAACAGCAACAGCGGCCACGGCACUGGCAACGGCAAUGCGCUGCUGGAUCAGCUGCUGGUCAAGAAGACGCCGCUGCCAUUUACAAACAAUCGCAACAAUGAUUACAUCAACGCCACCUGCUCCAGCUCUGAGUCGAGUGUUAAGCGUCCGGGCAGCCCGCUGGGCGCCUAUGCGGAUAUUAAGCGCGAACGCCUUAGCCCCAUGCGCAGCACAGCGAGCGCCAGCAGUGACGAGGAACAGGAUGCCCACGUCACCACCAACAACAACAACAACAGCGAGCUGGCACACAAUAAGAACAACAAUGGCAAUGGCAACGGCCGCAGUCGCAUGACGUCGCGCGACUCCGAAACAGACGCCAGCAGCUUGAAGAGCGAACAGUCGCUUAGCUCCGCAGCGCAGCUGCACAAAAUGAUGGAUCUCAAUGGCAGCAGCAGUGUCAAGUAUGAGCGAGAGCCAACGACAGCAACAGCCGCGCAAUUGUCGCCAAACAAUUCGAUAUUGCAUGACAAGCUGGCACAGAUCAAGCCCGAACAGGGCGAGGAGCAGUUAUAGGUCAGGUGGCAGCCAGGUGACUGUCCCCAGCAGCAGCAGCAGCAGCAGCACCAGCAGCAACAUGUGGCACCAACAUUCGUGUGG
Molecule: messenger RNA, 3893 nt
Organism: Drosophila hydei
Lineage: Eukaryota; Metazoa; Arthropoda; Insecta; Diptera; Drosophilidae
Gene: Eip93F
Product: mushroom body large-type Kenyon cell-specific protein 1
Exons: 5
Coding region: 24-3809 (1261 amino acids)
Biological process (GO): regulation of transcription by RNA polymerase II
Cellular component (GO): nucleus
Molecular function (GO): DNA binding
Source: RefSeq, a predicted model, not a curated record